This is a messenger RNA of Macrosteles quadrilineatus (aster leafhopper), 3728 nucleotides long. RefSeq names its product exportin-4-like. The coding region runs from base 109 to 3528 and encodes 1139 amino acids. NCBI's taxonomy places the organism in Eukaryota, Metazoa, Arthropoda, Insecta, Hemiptera, Cicadellidae. The record is from RefSeq and is a predicted model, not a curated record. Gene Ontology annotation, biological process: protein export from nucleus. The transcript has 24 exons. Gene Ontology annotation, cellular component: cytoplasm; nuclear pore. Gene Ontology annotation, molecular function: nuclear export signal receptor activity.
UUAUUUUUUGUAGUAAAGUAAUCAAAGUGGGGGUGGCGUCAAGCCAGGGGUACAUUUAUUAUUAUUUUUUUAAAUCAUUAGUGAUACAUUUUUCAUCUUGAAUUUAAAAUGGCACAAGACAUCACACCUCAGUUGCAACAAUUAGAAGCUGCUGCCAAAAUCAUGUUGGCUCCUCCAAACAUAGUUACAAACGAGCAGAGACAUGCCGCUGAAGCUGUGUUUUUAAAUUUUAGAAAGACUCAAUCUCCUUACGCCAUUUGCAAACAUAUAUUUGAAAACUGCACAGUGGACUAUGUGAUUUUCGAGACAGCGGGCACUCUGAAGGAUGCUUUAGUGAGGGAAUGGAAUAGUCUAAGCAGUGAGGAUAUCUCUACGCUACAACAGUACUUGCUUCAAUACGUCAUCAGCAAACCGACACUGCCAGUCUUUGUGAGGGAGAGGAUACUGCAGGUGAUAGCCAUAAUGAUCAAACGAGGGAGCGUGACCGAUUUCGGAAUGGAACGAGGCAAACUUCUAACGGAAGUAGAACAGCUGAUCAUGAACAGUAACGACUUGCCCAAGCAAGUUUUAGGCUGCAGCAUAAUCUCGGCACUUAUUCAAGAAUAUGCGACCACUGUUAAGUCUUCAGAUGUCGGUCUUACGUGGGAGACACAUUUCAAAGCAAAAAAACAGUUUGAGGCCACUGAUUUGAAGCGUAUCCUGCAGUUUACUGUGAGUGCGUUGAGUGAGAUCGCCAAACUGACAUCUCCAUUCCCACAACCGGCCGUCACAUUGUUGAAACAUCUGUUGAGCAUCUCGGACACAAUCCUAAACUGGGGCUUCAUCUCCGCUCAUCUGCCCAAAAGACUCAUCGGCGUGUUUGAGGUGGUGUUUGAAGCAGACAGCAGUCCAUCACUAAAGCUCGGACCUCGAUGGAAAGAUGUUAUUUUGGACCCGAAUCUCACCAACCUUUAUUUUGACAUUCACUGGAAAAUACGCGACAAUCCGACUUUGGCACACCACUCUCUCAGCUGUCUGGUACAACUGGCAUCCCUUAACGGCCCUGUCAUGUCGUCCAAAGAGGUGCAGAUGAACUACAUCUGCAACUACCUGCAGGCAUUCAUCAGAUUUGUAUCCAAUGUACAGCUACUAGACAGAGAGGCGUUGGGUAUCAGUAACAUUGUACGCAAGGUGUUGUUGUUCUACCCUCCGUCCAUCCUCAUCACGCUACCCUCAGACAUUCUCCAGGCGUUUCUUCAGACUCUUACCCGGUUGACUUGCCUAUUUGCCGAAGGAGCAGCUCAGGAAGAAUCUAUCUGUGUCGACGACUGUUUUUUCCUGGAAGCAUUCGACAACAUGUUGAAGGCGUGGACUACCGUGCUCGGAGAUGCUCAGAUUUUUCCGGAGGACUUUUGUAAACAGUCUUGUGUGCAGAUAUUCAAUACAUAUCUACAAUCUCACCUGUCACCCCCUGAUGGAACUAGAGGCACGGGUAGAGAUGUGGACUCUGAGGAGAUAGAUGAGACGGAGGAAGAUGACCAGGUCAAGUUUAGAGAUCAGCUGCAGUCAAUCGGAGUUCUUGGCCGCCAGAUCCCUGGACAUGCACUGCCACUACUGGCCAAGCUGUUGGAAGAUCGCACGUCUCGUCUACACUCCCAGCUACAGCGGAUUCAUAUGCAGGCUCUCAAUAUCUCAGAGUCCGCUAUUAUAGACUGUCUGUUUGAGGAUAUACACUGGCUGCUGCUCAUUACAGGUCACGUGAUCUGUAUGGAGAGUGAAGGAGAGACUGCCUUGAUACCUAGCGAGAUCAUGCACUACAGCAUACAACAGUCGACCAACAACAGUGUGAACAUAGACACUACGCUGGCACUGCUGGGGUCUCCGAGCCAGAGCAUCUCUGAGAUACCCGGUGCUGAACAGUCGGCCGAUCACGUUGUGAGACUCGUGGCCGCCGUACUCAGGUACUGUGAGGUGGAGAUGAAGGUGGUGGAGGCCAAACUAGCACAUCUUCUCAGUCCUCAGGUUAGCAGCACAGUUCUGUGGUUCCUUAGACAAUGGGCGUUGUCCUAUCUGCUUCCCACCGAAACUUACUAUUCCGAGAUCAGUCUGCCACUUGUGACAGCCUUCGGGCAAGGAACGAACGGUGCGAUGUGGACUACCAACUAUCUGCUCAAAAAGGUUGAGUCGAAUCUGACGUCUUUCAGUUGGGAGCCUAACUUGGUGAAGGAGAGUGUACAGCUGCUUACGUCCCUGGUGGAACUCAGAGACAAAGGCGCUGUGGUACUCAAGUGUGAAGGGUUCUGGCAGAUAGUUAAUCUACAGAGCCGACUAGAGCGGGGCUCGUUGCCUCAGGCUGCAAGACGGGGUCUCAUGAAAGCCUUUGUCUUGGCGGGGGCAGCUCUAGAUGAGGCUCAAAAGCGGGAAGAGUACUGGUUACAGAUACUCAAACCCCUUCAAGAGAGGUUCAAAAACAUAGUUUGUCAGGAGAAUUUCAACCAAACAUACCAAGAUGAUAAGACGAGGAAUGAAGUGAUAGACAUAUUCGAGUCUUUUAUCGGAGUUGUGCAAGGAUCCCAAGUAUCUACAGUACAGUCACUUUUUGUCUUCCUCUCUCCGAUGUUGUACGAGUGUGCUUCCGUCCUCUCCGUCUACCGCAACUAUCAGCAGAUUGUAGAACUUUUGCUGCAAUUGUUCUGCGAGUGUGCUCGGUCCAUGCUGUGCUACCUCACACGAGCAGAAAGUAGGCAGAUGUAUGAGUGUUGUUUGUCCACAAUACAAGCCUACGCCAGGUGUAACUUGGGCAAGCACAGUCAAGAUGCAGCUGCUGAAGAAGAGUCUUUCUCCGACAUUCAGCUUCUAAUGGAGCUGCUGACCAAUCUUCUUUCCAAAGACUUCAUUGAUCUUAGUCCGCCAGAGGAUGGCCUUUCGUCGAGUGGCGAUAACCCAAACCUCACGGCAGGCAACGUUUGCUUGUAUGGGCUCAACACGAUCAUGCCUCUAAUGACCAUGGAUUUACUCAAGUUUCCAUCCUUGUGCCUUCAGUAUUUUAAGAUGAUCACGUUUGUAUGCGAGAUGUACCCAGAGAAGGUGUGCUCUCAGUCAGAAGGUCUGCUAGCCAGUGUGUUGCUGACAGUACAGAUGGGACUGCUGACACUAGGCCCCGAGGUGACCAAUAUGUGUUGUGACUUCAUCCAAAGUCUGGGCACUCACCUGCACCUGCAAGGCCAGAGAGGAAGUCCCGCCUACCAGGCACUGCGGCCGUUCUUGAAGAUGCUGAUGGACCUCAUUUUGUCCCAUCAAAUCAACUCAGACCAAGCUGGACCAGCUCUCUUCAUACUGAUAUGUUGUUAUCAGGAGGAUUAUCAAGAGAUAGUCCAGAACCUGAUCAACAGCCAGACAGAUUCAGAAACUGCGCAGAGGUUAGCGGCGGCCUUUACAGAACUGACGACCAAUGUCACUCUCAAUACAGAACGACCGCAGAAGAUGAGGUUUAGAGAUAACUUUGACAAGUUCAUUGUCAAUGUCCACGGCUUCCUACUCGUCAAGUAAAUUUGUGAUAACUACACAGUAGCUUCGUUGUCAAACCAGUUUUAUGGUUUGUUUCUUAAUUAUGUACAAAUAUUUAAAACAUCAUGUGAUUCCACUGUACAAUGUACGUGUAAAAUUUUUCAACAAUUUUUAUACGAUAGACUCGCUUCACAUAAUUGUUGUAGCUUUAAGGUUAUGUACAUAGUCACGUCUCAUCAACA